AGUUUAGUACUGAUACAACCGCCGUUAGAGGGAGUUCGUGAACUUGACACUGGAGGAGCCAAGAAACACGCUCGCGGUAUAUCUUUCUCCCAUUUGAAAAUGUGAAAAAUUUGCGCGGAACGGAAAUUCUCGAUUUAAAUUCACCUUAGCGGUUAUUAAAAUGGUAUUGUUAGUGUUUCGUGAUGCCUAAGUGAUUUAAAAUGACUUCCUGGAUCGUCCUUACGGUUAUCCUAGUCGGAAUCGUCGCCACUAAUGCGGAUAAUUUAGCUUUGUUAUCAGGAACUCUGAGGACGUACCAGCGAGCCGGUUGUGACGAUGAAGUUGUGACUCUCCGAUGCCCCCCUGGAACGAGCAUCUCGAUCGAAAUCGCCCAGUAUGGAAAAUCAGCUCCGUCCAAAUCGUUGUGCGGCCCUAAAGCAACCCAAUCUUCGAUUUCCAAAACAUCCUACAAUUACAACGUUUCCUGUCUCUGGCCCAAUUCAUUACAGACCAAGUGGGAGGAAGUAGCUCAAGGAACAUGGGGGAGAUACUCGUUGUUGCAGACUGUGGUGGAGGCGUGCCAGAAGAAGCGUCAGUGCAAGUUUAAAACGUCCCCGAAGACAUUCGGCGGGGAUCCCUGUCCGGGUGUUCGCAAAUAUGUCGAAGUGGCUUAUAAAUGUAGACCGUAUGAGUUUCGAAGUAAAGUGGCCUGCGAGAAUGAACGAAUUCAAUUGAAGUGCAAUCCCAACUCAAGGGUUGCCGUAUACAGCGCCAGCUACGGGAGGACGGAAUACGAAAGCAUUCAAUGUCCCCAGCCCCAAGGCGUGCGCGAGGAGACGUGCUUGGUGAGUUACGCUACCGAGACUGUGAUGCAGCUUUGCCACGGCAAGCGGAGUUGUGAAUUAUCAGCCGACAUAAGUACUUUUGGCAGCCCCUGUCGGCCGGAGUCCCGCAUGUAUCUAAAAGUGAUCUACACCUGCGUUCCCCGGAAAGUACUCAAGGAGCAGUACGAGGGGCGCCUCGAACCUGACGAAAUUGAAUCCGACCAAGAGUUUGCCACCGACGAGGACGACGACUUCGAGCCGUACGAUGCCGGCAAUAACGAGUACAUCAGAGAGUCGGCUGCUUCUCCGCCCGCCUCCAACAUCGACGGCGUCGGGAAAGGGGAUAAUCUAACCAAGGACUCGCCCAACGUUAACGCUAAGAGUCCUGCACACAAGUCGAACGGACUUGAUCUUGCGUCCUUUCAGCCUUACACAACUCCUCGUACUAACCUGUUCCGCCCAUCCCGAGUUCCUGCCGUGCAGAAAGCUACUAAAGACAUGCAAGCCGACGAUUUCCCAGAUCCCAACUGCACGAUCACGAUCUAUGCAGAGAAAACUAGAGUCGUCGGAUUCAUUUCCGAAUGGAUAAAUGCGUACACGUUCAUUUCACAGAACCAAGAGCGGUUCUACCUGUACCUGAUUGUGAGCAUCGCGGCGGCCAUCCUCCUGUGUCUGACAGUGCUGGUGGGCCGGCUCCUGGUGCAGCGGCACCGGGCUCGGCGCGAGGCCAAGUUCCACGCCACCAACGUCGACCAUUCUCUGCCCAACGGGUUCACGGACGACAUCAGCGAGGUGGACGCGGACAUAGACUUGACGACGCCGCUACCGACGGUGGCCAUCCACUCGGCCGUGCCCGUGGGCAGCAUCGCCGAGGUGGUGCGGUAUCCCCACGUCCACUCGCACACGCUGCGGAGGCCGCCCCAGGAGACGGACGUCCCCCGGAGUCUCAGCAGCGGCUCGAACAGUCACUACUACUACGGGUGACCAGAAUGCCCGGGGCGCGGAUCGGCGGUGCCGACCUCCCCCACGUCCUCUGCGUGCCCGGGCCAACGUACCUAUUGCUUCUAGUGACGCUCAGUGCCGCGACCAGUGACCCAGACCAAAGAAACUCUUCUCCUCAAGACUUUGUGAAUUAUUUCGUUAUACCGCUCGGAAGAAUUGUAAUUACAAGCGCCAUUUCUUCGAUCUCGCGGUGCCAGGCACUCUAGACAGGAAACUGCCUAUGCCGUGAUACCCGCGAUUAAAUAAAUGCUCCUCCUGUUGAACCUUAUCCCCAGUAGAUAUGUUGUUCUUAAUUGUUAUUGUAUACUGUUCGAAGGUGGGUUGGAAAAAAACAAGGCUUGUAAUUAUAAUUUAAAACACUUUGUUAAUAUCUUAAAUGACUAAUUAAUAUCAAAAAUUGUUUAUAUACUAAACUGGAUCUUUAUAUAAAAAAGAAAACAGAGUACGUAUAGAUAUUAAAUACGUGUACACAUGUC
This is a messenger RNA of Tribolium castaneum (red flour beetle), 2281 nucleotides long. RefSeq lists its product as uncharacterized. Gene Ontology annotation, molecular function: carbohydrate binding. The transcript has 9 exons. The coding region runs from base 201 to 1787 and encodes 528 amino acids. The record is from RefSeq and is a predicted model, not a curated record. NCBI's taxonomy places the organism in Eukaryota, Metazoa, Arthropoda, Insecta, Coleoptera, Tenebrionidae.